This is a messenger RNA of Penicillium cinerascens, 1647 nucleotides long. Its product is annotated as acyltransferase family protein. The transcript has a single exon. Lineage: Eukaryota; Fungi; Ascomycota; Eurotiomycetes; Eurotiales; Aspergillaceae. Gene Ontology annotation, cellular component: membrane. Gene Ontology annotation, molecular function: acyltransferase activity, transferring groups other than amino-acyl groups. Gene Ontology annotation, biological process: polysaccharide biosynthetic process. The record is from RefSeq and is a predicted model, not a curated record. The coding region runs from base 1 to 1647 and encodes 548 amino acids.
AUGCCACCUUUCGCCGAAGACCGGGCCUCAACAACGGUCUCGGACAUCCCUCUCUCAGACAUUGAGCGUGGCUCCAGUUCUAUUCCCAACGAAUCCGCCCGCUGGAAUGGCUUCUCCCAAUUCCACCCAUCCAAUAUCCUCGCCAACCCCAACGGAUUGGCACCGAAAGUGUCGCAGGAAGACUGGCUGGCCUAUUCCGAAGACACAUGGCACCGAUUAACGGUUGCAUUGACACCAAGCUUUUUACAGCACUAUGUCGGCGGUGAAACGCCGGAGGCUGCAAAGCUACACGCCAUUGCCGCCCUCGACGGGCUGCGCGGCUGGGCCUGCCUGCUCGUCUUCAACUUCCACUUCCUCUUCACGUAUACCUGGAAAGUCGCGAUCGGGUGGGGAUUCAAUGGUGAAAAUUUCGGUCUCCAUCAGCUGCCGUUUGUGCAUCUGUUGAUCUCGGGCCAUGUCAUGGUGGCCAUUUUCUUCGUCAUCUCCGGCUACGUUCUCUCAUAUAAGCCGCUUAAAACGAUCCGCUCCCAAACUUUUGAUCAGACCUUUACCAUUCUGGCUUCGUCGACAUUCCGCCGUGGAUUGCGUCUAUACGUCCCCUCGUUGAUUGGGCUCAUGUGUGUGUUCGUGGCUGUCCGCCUCGGUCUUUACAACUACUCGCACGGCGUUAUCAAGCAAGGUCUCACCAUCCGCGGCACAAAUGAACAGCACCCACCGGUGUAUGAAUCCUUUACGAAACAAUUCUGGGACUUUCACUACACAGUCGCGCAUCUCCUGAACCCAUUCGAUUGGAAUCUCUACUACAACAACUACAACCCGCAUCUUUGGACCAUCCCGGUCGAGUUUCGCUGCUCAAUGGUCCUCUUCCUUACCACCAUCGCCACAUCCCGCCUCGCAGCAGCCAUUCGUAUGCCACUCGUCGGUGCACUCAUGUGGUUCUGCAUGCGCUAUGGCCGCUGGGACGUCGUCCUCUUCCUUAUCGGCAUGAUCAUGGCCGAGAUCGACAUAAUCAACGGAACCUGGGAGCGUCCCGCGACCUCCCCCACAAUCAACGAGAAAACCAACAUCCGCCUUACCCCUGGUGGCAGAGUCCUGACCACCGUAUCCCGUCGCCGGCUAUGGAUAACCGUCUUUGUGAUCGGCUUGUAUAUUAGUUCAACCCCGAACAUCGGGUACAAAUGGACGCCCGGUUUCAGGUGGCUAUGGCACUUGACACCUCACACAUACGGUGAACUACACCGGUUCCCGCAAACCAUCGGCGCAGCUCUCAUCGUCUUCAGCAUCAACCACUCACCCGACAUCCAGAAACUAUUCACCAACCCGUUCUCACAAUAUCUGGGCAAGAUCUCAUUCGCAUUUUACAUUGUCCACGGACCUAUUUUGCACGCAUUGGGCUACUCUUUCAUGCCAAAUAUCUGGGCUGUCACUGGCAAGGAAACGAACUUCCAGUACUGUUUUGGCUUCCUGAUAGGCUGGAUGAUUUGUCUGCCUAUUGCCAUUUGGGCUGGUGAUGUAUACUGGCGUGCUGUUGAUAUCCCCAGUGUCAAGUUUUCGCGGUGGAUGGAGAAUUGUCUCAUUGUGAAAAAUGCCCCAAUGGCUGCUACGCCGAGUUUGACGACUCCACGGGCGACGCCGAGAUUAUCAUAG